AUGCCGCCCAUGGCCAAUAGUUUCCAGCUUCCCGACCUCAGGCUCUUCUGCCAGCCGUACUUCGAACUACGCGUCAAUCCCCGGUGCAGGAAUGCAACCUCGCUCUCCGAGCGGUGGAUAAUCGACAACGGCUUGAUGCACCGCAAUCAGAGAGCAGCACUCCGGGGAGCCAAGGCGGGCCUGCUUGCUGCCACAUGCUAUCCUACCUGCGACUUGGGGCAGCUACGGUUUAUCACGGACUUCAUGACCUUGCUGAUGUUCUCGAAGAAGUCGAUGCACUUGUCUGCUCAACUAUGGCAGAGGCUCUUGUAUUUCCGGAAUCCAUACUGGCAUGCUCGCUUCCAGGGACACUUGCAUGGAUUCCACGCGGCCCACAACCAGAUGAUCAGGGAUAAAGAGCAUGGUGCUGUGCCGGAUCUCGAGUCCUACAUUGAGCUCCGGCGGUAUUCCUCCGGCCUGGAGAUGGCAUUUGACCUGAUCGAGUACGCGGAGGGCCUGAAGCUACCGGAAUACGUAUUCGACGACCCUGUCAUCCAAGAGCUCAGGCAGAACGCCAUCGACAUCGUGUCCUGGUCAACAGACAUAUUUUCAUAUAGCGCAGACCAGGCACGCGGCGACAAGCACAAUCUGGUGUCCAUCCUCAUGGAGGAGCGCCAUCUCACGUUGCAGGGUGCCGUCAUCUACGCCGGCAACCUCGUGAGGGACUACAUCGAGACCUUCGUCGAGAACGAGCGGCUGUUGCCGUCAUGGGGCGACGCCUCCAUUGACGACGACGUCCGGACGUACGUGCGUGGCCUGCGGGACUGGAUAGUGGGCUCCAUCCACUGGGCAUUCGAGACGGAUCGCUAUUUCGGACACGCCAGGGAUGAGGUCCGCACUUUUGGCUGGGUGUUCCUCGCGUCCUCGUCGAAAUCGAAAAACUAA
Molecule: messenger RNA, 924 nt
Organism: Gloeophyllum trabeum ATCC 11539
Lineage: Eukaryota; Fungi; Basidiomycota; Agaricomycetes; Gloeophyllales; Gloeophyllaceae
Exons: 3
Coding region: 1-924 (307 amino acids)
Source: RefSeq, a predicted model, not a curated record